This is a messenger RNA of Rhincodon typus (whale shark), 1374 nucleotides long. It is a transcript of the gene b3gnt5a, whose product is annotated as UDP-GlcNAc:betaGal beta-1,3-N-acetylglucosaminyltransferase 5a. Bases 123 to 1259 code for a protein of 378 amino acids. NCBI's taxonomy places the organism in Eukaryota, Metazoa, Chordata, Chondrichthyes, Orectolobiformes, Rhincodontidae. Gene Ontology annotation, cellular component: membrane. Gene Ontology annotation, biological process: brain development. The transcript has a single exon. The record is from RefSeq and is a predicted model, not a curated record.
AUAUUGUAUAGCAAUAGAUGUAAUGAAAUAGAUCAGCCAGGUAAAACAUCACGCAGGUCCCAGGAAGAAAUGAAAGUAAAAAUCCUGAGUUUCUCGUGGUUGUCAAAAACUAAAAUUGCAGAAUGAUUACUGUGAACAGAAGAGGAAGAAAACGUCAGUUUCUGCAAUUAAUUUUUACAUGUUUUUUCUUCUCUCUUGUCCUCCUUUAUUGGGAGCAACUGGAUGCAAAUGUCAUUAGUCAUGUGAAAUCUUAUUCAUACAGAUAUCUCAUCAAUAGAUACAGUUUUUUGAAUGAUAGCCUGACUUUGAACAAGGAGAUAGCAGUUAGCCUUCAUAGCUACCAGAACUUGAUAACCCAUGCAAACAAAUGCCAAAAUCAAGAUGUGUUGCUUCUUUUGUUUGUGAAGACAUCUCCUGAAAACCGUCCUCGGCGGGAUGCUAUCCGUGAGACAUGGGGCAAUGAACACUAUAUAUAUUCGGAGUUCAAAGCCACUAUAAAAGUGAUAUUUGUUUUGGGUGUAUAUAAAGAUCCCUCCCAGCGCAAUGUUAUACAGAGUAGAUUACUGGUGGAAGAUUUACAACAUGCAGACCUUAUCCAGCAGGAUUUUUAUGAUGACUUUUACAAUCUUACAUUGAAACUAAUCUUCCAGUUCAAGUGGGCAAAUAAUUUCUGCAAAAAUGCUAAAUUUGUCAUGUCUUCUGACGAUGAUGUUUUUGUACACACUCCAAAUUUAGUAAAAUACCUCUUACAGCUGGAUAAAGGGAUAAGUAAUUUCUGGAUUGGUCGAGUACACAAAGGUGCACCCCCUGUAAGGAACAAAAAAAGCAAAUACUAUGUUUCCUAUGAAAUGUACCAGUGGCCUGCUUAUCCUGACUAUACUGCAGGUGCUGCAUAUGUUGUGUCCCAGGAUGUGGCAGCAAAAGUUUAUGAGGCCUUAAUGACCCUAAACAGCAGUCUUUACAUUGAUGAUGUUUUUAUGGGUAUAUGUGCCAAAAAAAUGGGAGUAGAACCACAACAACAUAUGUAUUUUGCUGGUGAAGGAAAAGCCCCUUACCAUCCUUGUAUUUAUAAUCAAAUGAUGACUUCUCAUGACCAUGUGAAAGAUAUCCGUCAUUUGUGGCAAGAGGCGACAGAUUCAAAAGUGACUUCUCUCACCUCUGGAUUUUGGGGGGAGCUUUACUGUCGGCUGGUCAAAAUGUUUCUUCUCUGCAAACCAUACUAUGUAGAUACAUAUCCUUGCAGUGCUGCAUUUUCCUAAUGCAGUAACUACAUGAAAAUUGCACUGAUCUUUCCUUUUUACUUGUAUGGGAAACUGGCUGUAAAUAAACCUCAGAAGGAACGAUUUUAAUUUUAGACCAAGUUGACCAGUAACU